AUGACAUCAAUGGAGAGCACUAUUAGUAUGUUUCAGAAUGCUACAGAGACAACGUCACAGCAGAGUGAAACACUGCCUCCAGACCUCGUCGCUGCUGCAUCUGCUGCAGCAUCCUCUCUUCCCAAUCCUGACCAGGCUGAGUCCGAGCUCCUCCAACAACUGCGGCAGCAUGAAACAAUCACUGAAACACAAAAGAAAGGAGACGGGAAUAAUAUUGGCGUAAUAAUAGCAGAAAUGAAAAUAGGAAAGAAUCCAAAUCGAUCUAAUACUCGUCCGGCUAACCAGAUACGGUUUGAUGAUGAUGGCCGAGGUUACACGCCUGAAAGAGGUAUCACUGGAGAACUGGAUAGUGUUCGCAAAAGGAGAAACGUGUUUACGACAAAGAGGUUGAACAUAUUUACUCCUUCAGAAAAAACUGAUUUGCAAACGGCCUGGACAACUUUAUGGGAUGUGGAUUAUGCAGACCAUUUAUCUACAGUGACCAAUCAUAUGCCUCGUAAUGGUUUUGAGGAAAUGAUCCAGUGGACUCAAGAAGGGAAAUUGUGGCAGUAUCCUAUUGACAAUGACUUUGGUCUUGAAGAGGAAUCUAAUGUACCCUUUCAUGAGCAUAUCUUCCUGGAAAAAUACUUGGAAGAGGGCUUCCCACGCCAGGGGCCUGUGCGUCACUUCAUGGAGCUUGUAAUCUCUGGGUUGUCUAGAAACCCACACCUGACUGUUGAGCAGAAGAAAGCGCAUAUAUUUUGGUUUAGGGAAUAUUUUUGUCAAAAAGAAGAUGUGCUCAAGGAGGAGAAUGUUUUUCUAAAUUGA
This is a messenger RNA of Knipowitschia caucasica, 807 nucleotides long. The record is from the annotation of a GenBank genome assembly. Lineage: Eukaryota; Metazoa; Chordata; Actinopteri; Gobiiformes; Gobiidae.